ACAUACCUGAUCGUGUGCUCCUUGUGGGCUUCUGCAGAGGGUGAGCCCAUCGAAGCAAUCGCCAAGUUUGACUACGUGGGGCGUUCGGCCCGCGAACUGUCCUUCAAGAAGGGCGCCUCCCUGCUUCUAUACCAGCGGGCAUCAGAUGACUGGUGGGAGGGACGGCACAACGGCAUCGAUGGCCUGGUGCCUCACCAGUACAUUGUGGUGCAGGACAUGUGAGUAUGCAGCCCAUAGAUACAAACACACAGCUUAUAGAGAUACUAUCACAUACGGUAUAUUAUGUUCAUAUUCUUAUUCCAUUUCGGACAUCAAUGGACUGGUGACAUUACAGUAUGUUGAAUUAAAUCUAUUAUUUUUAAAGAGUGUACAAUCCAGACAAGCGGUUUUGCACAGGAAUUGUUAGUGGGACAGGAUUUGUAGUUGCACAGCAACAGUAGUGCUUGCACAAUAUGUCCUCAUCCUUGAAGUCUAGACCCCUACUCCCUUACCAAUACAUAAGACUUUCGUUUAGCGACUCUUAUAUGCAGUAAAUGUGUCUACAUUAUUGAAGAGGACUCCUCAGUACAGUAGUACAACUGACCUCAUGCAUAACUGACCAAUCAGUUAAUCAAUCAAUCACAUUGUACUGCAUUUUGUAUUGUAUUUUCCCUCCUAAAACAGAGAAGGCCCAACCUCCCUUUUUUGGAGUGAAAGUGCCAUCACCUGUCCAUAUUUUGUUCUCCCUCUGGUUGAAUCACUGCGCUGUCCCCGUCUUGGUGGUCAAGUCCUCCCUGACACUGACUCUGCGGGGCCUUGGGCAUCAAGCUGGGGGCCUCUGUCUGUCCUUCCCACACUACUAUGAACAGGUGUUCUCUAGGGGUCCUUAACUACCCCCUCUGUCAUCCUCAUCCCCCCCCUGACCACCUUGAGCACCCCUCUGCCCCGGGAACCAUCCCUCUGCCCCGGCAACAGUCCCUGCCUAAUGGGAUGGAUCUACACCCUCAUUAAGAGGGUGAGAGAGAGACUCCGCAUCAUUUAGUAGCUGGCCAGAAAAACGCCUGUUUUAAAACCCCUCCUCCCUCAGUGUUGCGGGUCCUUUUCCAGCUGUCCCUCCAUGUGCCUGUAUCAAUAAUUCACUGGGCGAGGCCCCGGCUCUGAUGGCUGUUUUCUUAGUUAAUGGAACGGCCCAGAGAAUUUGCAAGCAGGCGGGCUCUCCGUGCUCCAAGACAGUGUUUAGACACACGGCCCCAUUAAAGGGCCCAGAAUAAAGUGACGUCUGGGAGAUAUCUUGGCCUUUCUCCGUCUCUGUUUGGCAGCCAGGGUAUCCUCUUUCAGAGCUGAGCUAUGGGGCCAGGAGCACUCUAAGGCACUAGUGGGCGGAUAUCACUACUAAUUCACAGUAUGGUAUAUAUAAGCACUUGGUUGAAAUACAGUAAGAUAAGUUUUGCGUAUCAGAUGGCUGGGCCUCGGUCAUCCUUCUUGUGAUCCUUGUGUGCGUGCACUGCAGCGUGUGUGCGUGCGUGUGUCUAGCUGCAUGGUUUAGCAGCCAGUCCAUUAGUCCCCACUCCACCAGGCUCUGUGGCUACUAAGCAGCUCUGAUUGCUGCCACCUGACAGGAACAGGCACCAACUGUAGUAUAUGCAGCUAGCACUCAGCUCAGUCACACAGGCAGCCCACUGAGAUAAACCAUACAGCUGGCACUGGUCAUGCUGCCUGGCAGCCCUGGACACACCACUACUAAUGGCAUGCUAAUAGAUGCAGGCCUAUGAGUCAACAUGAGCCUGGAGGAGAGGCUUGUUAGGAAUGAUUGACUGAACUCCUUUGUAGUUCAGUUGGUAGAGCAUGGCGCUUGUAAUGCCAGGGUAGUGGGUUCGAUUCCUGGGACCACCCAUACGUAACAAUCUAAGUCGCUUUGGAUAAAAGUGUCUGCCAAAUGGCAUUUAUUAUUAUUAUGAUUAACUCAAUGCACUGUGGUCAAAAGCUUUACACUUCUAAACUUUUGUUGCAUAAAAAUAAUUGCUGUAUUUUUCUCUUUUGUGCCUGUGUGCGUGCGUGUGUGUGUAACAGGGAUGAUAAUUUCUCGGACACACUAAGUCAGAAGGCUGACAGUGAGGCGAGCAGCGGUCAUGGAGCUGAGGACAAAGACAUGGGCUCCCCUACGGACACCAGGAUCUCUGACGCCUACAUUGGC
This is a messenger RNA of Coregonus sp. 'balchen', 2173 nucleotides long. The record is from the annotation of a GenBank genome assembly. NCBI's taxonomy places the organism in Eukaryota, Metazoa, Chordata, Actinopteri, Salmoniformes, Salmonidae.